Hippocampus comes (tiger tail seahorse) is the source of this 2805-nucleotide messenger RNA. RefSeq names its product v-myb avian myeloblastosis viral oncogene homolog-like 1 (gene mybl1). The coding region runs from base 562 to 2466 and encodes 634 amino acids. Lineage: Eukaryota; Metazoa; Chordata; Actinopteri; Syngnathiformes; Syngnathidae. The record is from RefSeq and is a predicted model, not a curated record. The transcript has 17 exons. Gene Ontology annotation, molecular function: RNA polymerase II cis-regulatory region sequence-specific DNA binding; DNA-binding transcription factor activity, RNA polymerase II-specific. Gene Ontology annotation, biological process: regulation of DNA-templated transcription. Gene Ontology annotation, cellular component: nucleus.
GUUCACUUAAUUAGGACACGUGUGUUGCAUGUUGGGAAACAAAGUUUGGAUGAAAAACUUGGACCUGCCAAUCGUGCCCCGUGGGCUAGUUUCUUUGAUAAAUGGAUUAUAUGUGCUGUUUGGACUUUUGAUGACCAUGCGUGCACCCACACCUAAAUACAGCAGAAUGGGCCCAUGGUAAGAAAAACGGAAGACAUUUAAAAGCGACAUCGUUUCCACGGCAAACCAACCCGAGCGACGCCGAAGUAGUGAUACGUCAUCAGAAACGACCACAAGCAGAUAAUUUACGUUGUGGGAGUGUUUCUCCGAAAACACGAGGGACGACGCGGACGAAGUAGCAGUGUUCUUCGGAUGGAUGUUACCUUUCCAUACGCUGGCUUUUCAUGGGGAGAAAGUAAGAAUGACGACUCGGUUAGCAAGAUGGCUAGCCGAAUAAUGCUAACGAGAUCCGGAAAAGAGCACCGAUGAACACUUCUAUGGAUGAACGUCCACUCGCGUGGAAUUUGAAUGAUCUGAAGAGCAACAACACGAAGAAGAGGUCCACGCAACCCCGCGGCUGUCAUGGACACCGUGAGGUCGCCUCGCUGCCACGACGAGGACGAAGAGCUGCACUCCACAGAUCCCGACACUAAAGAGAGAAGCAAAGACAAGAAGGUUUUGUGCAAAGUCAAGUGGUCCCGCGACGAGGACGAAAAGCUGAAAAAGUUGGUGGAGCAACAUGGCACAGACUCUUGGAAAUUAUUAUCCAACUAUUUUCCCGGUAGGACAGAUGGCCAGUGUCAGCACCGCUGGCAGAAGGUGCUCAACCCCAAGCUGGUGAAAGGCCCAUGGACAAAGGAGGAGGAUCAGAAGGUGAUCGACUUGGUGCACAAGUACGGCCCCAAGCGCUGGUCGGUGAUCGCCAAGCACCUCCAGGGCCGCAUCGGCAAGCAGUGCCGCGAACGCUGGCACAACCACCUCAACCCCGAGGUGAAGAAGUCGUCGUGGACGCAGGAGGAAGAUCGCAUCAUCUACGAGGCCCACAAGCGACUGGGCAACCGUUGGGCCGAGAUCUCCAAACUCCUUCCCGGACGGACGGACAACUCCAUCAAGAACCACUGGAAUUCCACCAUGAGGCGCAAAGUGGAGCACGAGGGCUACCUGCAGGAUGCCGGCGCCAAGACGGCCACGUCCUCCCACGGCAGCGGUGUCAAGAGGCGCCAUCACUCGCCGUGUCCUCCUCCGAGGCAGGGCGAGCCGCGGCGCUGCGAUCGCAGCCCCCUGCGCCCCGUGACGGCACCCAACCAGAUGCCAGGCUAUCAGUUUGAUCCUCAACGGCGCCACCUGAUGGACACUUCGGGUUUCAUUCAGCCAUCCUUCCCGGAUGAUCCCGACAGAGAGCAAAGAAUUAAGGAACUCGAGCUGCUGCUUAUGUCAGCCGAGAGCGAAGUACAUCGCAGAGGUCCAUGUAGCUUGGAGCAGUAUUCGGCCUGGUCAGACGGCAUGCCUGAUACGGCGAGCAGCGACCUGGAGGUGCGGGCCGACGGGCGGUCCUGGUCAGAGCCAGAGAACUCGCGAGGAACCCCCGGCCAGCUUCCCGUGUCGCCCACCAAGUUGUUGGCUGUGGAGGCCAGCACGGUGCUGUCCACCCUGCAGACCAUACGCGACUUUGCGGAGACCAUGGAGCUCAUUGAUUCGGACCCGGCGGCGUGGAGCGACGUGGCCACUUUCGACCUCUCCGAGACGGCAGCGGCGCCCCAGCACGAACAGGGCCCCUUCGCCCCGCUCCUUCAGGAGCGGAAGAAGGAGAACGACGGUUCUAGGACACCCAAGUUUCGUAAAACGGUGAUGAUUCCAACACCGAGGACGCCGACGCCCUUCAAGAAAGCUUUGGCGGCGCAGGAGAAAAUGCACGGCCCGCUAAAGAUGGAACCGCAGCCAUUAGCUUUUCUGGAAGAAGACAUUCGCGAGGUUCUGAAGCAGGAAACCGGGGCCGACAUCUUUAAUAGGGUGGCCAUCUUGCAGCCCGACUACAGAGCGUGGAAACAAAAUAUGGACGCCCCGGCUCGAAAAGUGCGCAAAUCUCUGGUACUGGACCCCUGGGGGAAAGACUCUCUCAGUGUGCAGCUGUUCCAAGAUCAACACAAUGACGCACAAGUUCCCGAUGAGAGUCUCCUGUCCAGCUCCUCCCUGAGCUCCCCGAUCUCCGAGGUGGAGCAGCAGCAUGAGGAGGAGGUGGCGGCGGCAGAGAAGGAGGAAGGCGGACACCCUUUGACGGAGCACAAGGAGACGCCUUCAGUGGCGCUGCAACACCCUCACCGCCUCAUCGAGAAGAAAACUCACAGGGUGGCUAAACAGGUGAGCGAGUGGGAAACGGUGGUCUACGGAAAAACGGAGGACCAGCUGACCAUGACGGAGCAGGCCCGCCAGUACCUGAACCAGUACCCGUUGGCUGGUGGCUCCACCCCCAGGGCCCUUGUCCUUUAAGAAGACCUUCAAGAACCCGUCCCAAUCCCCUUUGCAGGUCCUCUUUUCCAAAUCCUGUAAGAGUCAAUCCAACGUCUUUUCUAUUGGGGUUUCUGGGUUUUUUUGUGUAGUUUUUUAUCAGACCCGAGUACUUGACUUUUGAGCUUCACUCCUCUCUAGGGCCCGAUCGAUUAUUGUAAAAUCGUGGUUUGGGAGGAAGACAAAGCAUCUCAAAUUGAGCGGGGGUGGUAUUUUAGAGGGGGCUGGGUAAGAAAUGAACAUUUUUUUAUGUGUAUUUUACAUGGAUUUUUUAUGAGAAGUGGACAGCAUUCGAAUGUCCUCCCCACACCCCCCGCCCAA